AUGACCCGCAAUAAUCCCAUCGUGGAUUGCUAUCCAUCAUCCAAAAGCGCGAUCGACAUCCGGAUUCUCACACAUAACAUCCGCUACGCCACCGAGUCUCCAUUCAGAGGCGAAGAAUUGUGGAAAGUCAGAUGUCCCCGGCUCUGCUCGGAGCUCGUCUUCAACUCGGCUGAACCCUCAACCUUCAUCUGUCUCCAGGAAGUUCUCCACUCCCAGCUCUUGGACGUCCACAGUGCCCUCAACGGCUCUAAGACUUCCGAUGGAGAAUGGGCCUACAUUGGAAUCGGCCGUGACGACGGAAAGGAAGCCGGAGAAUACUCCCCCAUCUUCUACAGGCCCAGCAUCUGGCAACUGAAGAGCUGGGAAACCAAAUGGCUGAGUCCAACGCCCAACGUACCCUCGAAAGGAUGGGACGCUGGCAAUCCCAGGAUUGUCACUAUUGGACUAUUUAUCCACGCAGAGAGCGGACGGAAGGUUUCCGUCUUGUGUACACAUUUUGAUAACGAGGGUUCCCGGUCACGACGAGAGAGCGUCAAAAUCAUCCUAGAGGCGAUCGGCUCCCUGACCAGGUGCGAAGAUCCGUCCACUAUUUUGUUGGCGGGUGAUUUCAACAGCCCCCCUGAUGACGACGCAUACCAGAUCAUGACUUCACCGGAUUCAUCUAUGGAAGAUAUCUGCUUGCAGAUGCCAGAGUCGAAGCGGUACGGCGACGAGAUGACCUUUACCUCGUUCGGGUAUGUCGACAACGACCCGGUCCGGAUUGACUUUAUCUUCUCGAGAAAAGGCGACAAGGUCACAUAUCGCUCUUAUGCGGUACUGGCAAACCGUUUUGAUGAUGGGGUCUAUCUUUCCGAUCACAGAGCCUGCGUUGCCGAUGUUGUGUUGCAAACGACCUAG
Molecule: messenger RNA, 897 nt
Organism: Drepanopeziza brunnea f. sp. 'multigermtubi' MB_m1
Lineage: Eukaryota; Fungi; Ascomycota; Leotiomycetes; Helotiales; Drepanopezizaceae
Molecular function (GO): 3'-5'-RNA exonuclease activity
Source: RefSeq, a predicted model, not a curated record